AUGGAAUCUCUCAGUCACACCAAGGUGGCUCCCAGUCUCAGUCACACCAAGGUGGCUCCCAGUCUCAGUCACACCAAGGUGGCUCCCAGUCUCGGGUCACACCAAGGUGGCUCCCAGUCUCAGUCACACCAAGGUGGCUCCCAGUCUCAGUCACACCAAGGUGGCUCCCAGUCUCAGUCACACCAAGGUGGCUCCCAGUCUCAGUCACACCAAGGUGGCUCCCAGUCUCAGUCACACCAAGGUGGCUCCCAGUCUCGGUCACACCAAGGUGGCUCCCAGUCUCGGUCACACCAAGGUGGCUCCCAGUCUCAGUCACACCAAGGUGGCUCCCAGUCUCGGUCACACCAAGGUGGCUCCCAGUCUCAGUCACACCAAGGUGGCUCCCAGUCUCGGUCACACCAAGGUGGCUCCCAGUCUCGGUCACACCAAGGUGGCUCCCAGUCUCGGUCACACCAAGGUGGCUCCCAGUCUCGGUCACACCAAGGUGGCUCCCAGUCUCAGUCACACCAAGGUGGCUCCCAGUCUCGGUCACACCAAGGUGGCUCCCAGUCUCAGUCACACCAAGGUGGCUCCCAGUCUCGGUCACACCAAGGUGGCUCCCAGUCUCAGUCACACCAAGGUGGCUCCCAGUCUCGGUCACACCAAGGUGGCUCCCAGUCUCAGUCACACCAAGGUGGCUCCCAGUCUCGGUCACACCAAGAUAUUCAGGUUCAGUCUAUUCUACACUAG
Oncorhynchus kisutch (coho salmon) is the source of this 729-nucleotide messenger RNA. RefSeq names its product repetin-like. The coding region runs from base 1 to 729 and encodes 242 amino acids. NCBI's taxonomy places the organism in Eukaryota, Metazoa, Chordata, Actinopteri, Salmoniformes, Salmonidae. The transcript has 2 exons. The record is from RefSeq and is a predicted model, not a curated record.